Molecule: messenger RNA, 1479 nt
Organism: Talaromyces atroroseus
Lineage: Eukaryota; Fungi; Ascomycota; Eurotiomycetes; Eurotiales; Trichocomaceae
Exons: 4
Coding region: 1-1479 (492 amino acids)
Biological process (GO): carbohydrate transport; transmembrane transport
Cellular component (GO): membrane
Molecular function (GO): carbohydrate:proton symporter activity
Source: RefSeq, a predicted model, not a curated record
AUGGCGAGAGCACUUCUCUCUCGCCGCCCUCCGCGAAUGGACACGGGCAUCAUCGGCCCAGUUACUGUGAUGAGCGACUAUCUCUCAGAAUUUGGCCCGAUAUCGUCGACUGUGCACGGCCUCAUUGUCUCUUCCAUCUUAAUCCCAGCUGCCGUAUCCUCGUUCUUUGCUGGCAAGGUCGCUGAUCUCCUAGGUCGGCCCAAGGGAAUAAGUUUGGGAGUAUUCAUAUUUGCCGUGGGAGCUGCUCUCGAAGCCGGUGCCGUUGACUUGGCGAUGUUUAUUGUGGGAAGAGUCGUUGAAGGUCUGGGGGAGGGGCUUUAUUUGGGGAACUUGGUCGUAUAUAUUUGCGAAAUCUCCCCUCCCAGCAAAAGAGGGCCGCUCACUUCCUGUCCCCAGCUAUUCAUUACGUUCGGUCUCCUUGUUGGAUACUUCAUUUGCUACGGGACUAGCAGCAUGGGUUCAUCCAUGUCGUGGAGACUACCAUUUAUGAUCCUGGCCUCGCUGGCAUUCGCUUUCUCCGUAGCGGCCUUGCGGCUUACCCCCUCGCCACGCUGGCUUACUCUUCACGGCCGCACCGCCGAAGCAGCUGCAGCAUGGGACAUUCUCGGUGUCAGCCACGCUGAGCGCGAGAAGGUCGAGAUCCAGGAACACAUUCGCGAAAUCACAGACUAUCAGGCACUGAGUUCUGCCGAGAUGACUACCCUGCCGAACGCAGAUGGGAACGGCACGGCUGCUCGCCAGCGGAAGAUGGCAAAGAGUACCUUUAAGGAGCUGUUCUCGCCGGAAGUGCGUGCGCGCACGUUCCUUGCUGCCUUUAUGAUGGCUAUGCAGCAGCUGAGUGGGAUUGACGGCGUUCUUUAUUAUGCUCCCCUCCUCUUCCAACAAGCCGGCCUUGCCUCCUCCGAGGCAUCCUUCCUCGCCUCAGGAGUAUCCGCCAUUGUAAUCUUCAGUGUCACCAUACCCGCCUUGAUCUGGGCUGAUCGCUGGGGCCGGCGCCACAGCACCAUAUACGGUGGCAUCGGCAUUACCAUCCUCAUGUUCCUAAUCGGCGGUCUAUAUGCCGGAGACGCAGUGCACAGCAACACCGGUGCCGGCCGCUGGAUAGUCAUCGUCUCCAUCUAUCUAUUUGCCAUGACAUACUCUCUGUCCUGGGCCGUUGGCAUCAAGGUCUAUGCCGCUGAGAUCCAGCCUCAGCGCACGCGCGCUGCAGCGACCAGUCUCGCGCAUGGAAGUAAUUGGAGUGCCAAUUUUUUGGUCGGGCUGACGACUCCGAUUCUGUUGGCCAAGACGAGCUUUGGCGCUUACUUCCUCUUUGGUGGAUGUAGCCUGGUGACUGUCGCUGUUUGCGCGAUGUCUAUGCCAGAGACGAGAGGGAGGUCGCUCGAAGAGAUCGAGGAGGCUUUCAAAAGAACUUCGGUCUCGAAGAGACUGGCCAGAGCUCUGAAUAGGGCCGUUGGACGUAGAACUGUUGAAACCUAG